AUGUGUGAUGUUAUUCCUAAGUUUCACCCCACUGUGACCAGCCUCACGUCCGGCGCCGCGCUGCACCCCGCCGCCUCCCACCUCCAACGCCGCGCCGCGCCCCCACCUCCCACCUCCGGCGCCGCGCCGCGCCCCCCGCCUCCCAUCUCCGGAGACGCGCCGUGCCCCCGCCUCCCCGCCUCCCAGCGAUGCGCCGCGCCCCCGCCUCCCACCUCUGGCCGUCCCACCACCAUCCCGGCGACCCGCCGUCUCACCACCAUCGCCCCGUUCCCUCUGCUACCACCACGCCACUGGUUCCCCUCACCUCUGCCACCACCAACUUCUCUUCCCACCACCACCACACCGACGCUCUGCCCACCCGCUGGCGGCCGCCCCCAUAGCGCGUCGUCCUGCUCCUCGUCGUGUGUCCGACACCUCCGCCCCACCACAGUCGCCAACCUCACGCACCGGCCUGCAUCCCCUCCCCACUCCUCGACGUCAAGUUCAGGUGUGUGAGUUGGAGAAGAGUGUUCGUGCAGGGAGGAAGGUUGAGGAGAAAGAAUUUGUUGUCUUGACAGAGCUGCUUAUGGUGCAGCCGCUGAAACUCGAUGGCAUAGAGGCAGAGGGAAAAGCAAGGGCACAAAGGAAGGCAGAGUUCGCCGAUGGGAUCCGCAGGUCAGCCCCUCAUCUUCCACAAAUUACUCUUCAGUCUUCUCUCCCAGGCUGUUCACAGCCGCCACCCUAGUCCGUUCAUCACUGCCAACUGAGGCCGUUCAAUGACGCAAAUGAGUACAUCUACUGACAAUCGUGGAAGAAUGACUGAGGGGACCAAGCGCUAGUAGAAUACUACAGGGAAGCAGGGACAUUCAAUGCUACUGGAUUGUGCACCUGGUAGUCCAAACUUACACCAGAUGACCGGUGACCAACUUCCCUGCCUCUACAAGCUCCUCGAGGAUGACUUGGUGGUAGCUGGGAUCCCCUAAAGCGGCCAAAUCCUGGUGCACCCAGCCGCCGCUCGUGAUCCCCUCUCCUUCAGCUCCACUUCGCGGCACUGUCAGUCCACAGGAGUAGGGGCAGGUGCCCAUCAACAAAAAGGAACAAACGGUAUAUGCUUGGAAACUUAAAAUUCUGUACACAUUUGGGAAACAUAUGUUAUAGCUUCUUUCAAAGUUCAAAACAGAUGGUACAGGAAGUACAUGUAUUCAUGUGGGUGCUUGAAAGUUCUGUACAGGAAUAGGCCGAUGAUUUUUGUGCUAUGAAUAAUAUGAUUUAUGUACAUGUAUUAUAUGUGUGGAAA
Molecule: messenger RNA, 1276 nt
Organism: Triticum aestivum (bread wheat)
Lineage: Eukaryota; Viridiplantae; Streptophyta; Magnoliopsida; Poales; Poaceae
Product: proline-rich receptor-like protein kinase PERK9
Biological process (GO): protein stabilization
Cellular component (GO): cytoplasm
Molecular function (GO): protein-folding chaperone binding; adenyl-nucleotide exchange factor activity
Source: RefSeq, a predicted model, not a curated record